AAUGAGGUUAUGGGUCUGUACCAGGUGAAUAAAAUAACCACUCAACUCUUUCCGGUUGCUAUGCAACCACAGACGCUUUCAGCUUCCCGGAAGUUUGUGGCUGCGGCUUUAAGAAGAAAAAUGGCGGACCAGAGCUCCAGAAGUACAUUGAGUAUCGCAGUGUUGUGGCUUAUUUCUGUGCGGUCGUUAAUCAAGGUGUGUUUGUCUUUUCUUGCGUUGAGAGCGGUAAUAGUUGAGGGUCAAACUGAAGAUGCUUUCCGUGCAGGAAAUACCGUUUUUUCACCGUCUGUUGCAGCAGCACGGGAUCUACGGUACCUGCUUUACGACGUCAACCCCCCAGAGGGUUUCAACCUGCGUCGGGACGUGUAUAUCCGCAUGGCAUCCCUAGUGAAGACCCUGAGGAGGCACGCGGACUGGGUGCUGGUCCUGCCCCCCUGGGGGCGACUGUACCACUGGCAGAGCCCAGACAUCCACCAGAUCAGGAUACCCUGGGGAGAGUUCUUCAGCAUCACCAGCCUACAGGGAAACAUUCCAGUCAUAGAGUAUGAAGAGUUUAUUGCUGAGUCUGGAGGACCAUUUAUUGAACAGGUCUUGGUGUUACAGAACUAUGCUGAAGGGUGGACUGAUGGGAAAUGGGAGGAGAAGGUGGACGAGCGACCUUGUAUUGAGCGUUUAAUGUACUCCAAAGACAAACAGGGCUAUUACAGAGGCUGGUUCUGGGGUUAUGAGGAAACAAGGGCUAUGAACGUCACCUGUCUCUCAGCUCAGGGCCAUGCCUCCAUCCUGGCUCCACUCUUGCAGAACAACAUUACAUCAAUGUCAGUCAUGUUGGACAGAGCAGAGACUGUCCUCCAUGAUCACUAUGCAGGAAAGGACUACUGGGAUACCCGCCGCAGUAUGGUUUUUGCCAAACACUUGCGUCUCCUAGGGGAUGAAUUCCGAGCAAAGUACCUAAACUCCACAGACGAGCAGGAUCAUACCAUAUACAACGAGGAUUGGACUCGCAUUAAGAAUAAGCUGGGUUCUGCCAGAGGGGGGCCAUACCUGGGUGUCCACCUGAGACGAAAGGACUUCAUCUGGGGUCACAGAGAAGAUGUUCCCAGCCUCAAAGGAGCUGUCAAGAAGAUCCAUAGCCUUAUGAAGAAAAACAAAUUAGAAAGAGUCUUUGUUGCCACAGACGCAGAUGAGGAAGAGCUGGAGGACCUGAAGAGGAUGUUACCUGAGAUGACACGCUUCGAGCCCACCUGGGAGGACCUGGAGCUACUCAAGGAUGGGGGCGUGGCUAUUAUCGACCAAUGGAUUUGUGCUCAUGCCAGGUAUUUUAUUGGAACAUCUGUGUCUACUUUCUCCUUCCGCAUCCAUGAGGAGAGAGAAAUUCUGGGAUUUGACCCCAAGACCACCUACAACCGCUUCUGUGGGGACAAUGAAAUCGAGUGUGAACAACCGACACAUUGGAAAAUAGUCUACUGAUGCAACACCACCUCUCAAAGAACAUACCCAGCACAGUGUCAAAGGAGAUCUUUGUAUGUACUAUAAACAAAUGUUUGCCUUGUUUUACAUAAUCUUUUGUGUUUUUUAAAAAAAAAUUAUGUUGUUGUUAAUCGAUUUGGUCUUACACAAAAAUUAAUAUGAAUCUGACCUUUAAUUCAGUGGAAAUUGUAAAAAAUAAAGAAACAAUUGUCAUCAUGAAAUGAUCAUUUUACUCAGGAACAGUUUUGAGGCCAUUGCUCCAGUUCCUCCAGAGUCCUUGGUCCUCACUCAGGUUUUCAAUUGGAUUUAGGGCAGGGCACUAUGAUAGCCUUUGCCAAAAUUUUAUACUAUGGUCAGUUUUUCAAAACAAUGUUCCCAGUGCCUUUUAUGCAUAACCAUGGCUCUUUACAAAAAAAAAAACACCCCUUUUGCUAUUUCUUGCUAACAAAAACUAUAUUGGAGUCCCAUUUGACCAUUGAAGCUAGUUCAAAUCAGAUUUUCAAAAUAAAUCAGAUUUACUGCAAACUCUAAAUACUCACAAUUAGUCGUUUGGUUACAGCAAAGGAUUUCUUCUGGCAGCCCAAACUCGAAAUACUCACCUUAUAAUUUUGGUGACUUGGAUUUUUGACAACUUGCACCAUCCAUUGCAUUGUGUUGUUUGGGCAAAAUACACAAUAGUCCUCGUACUGGUUCAUCACAUCCAUUUUUUAAAUGUUUAUGACUAAGCUUGUGUGUCACCUUAUGUUUAUAUCCCAGUGAAACAGGAUGUCAUGAAUGACCACUUAAGAGUAACCAAAGACCCAAAUGAACAAUAAAUUAUCAAAUGGGAAUUGGAAACACUCACUAAUCGGCUAUAUACAUAAAUUACUGGUCAGACAAUAAUUGCAACAGGCUUUUUUAUUUAUUUGUAUACAUAAAAAUUUAUGAUGAUGUUUUUAUUUUGUUUGAACAGUUUUCACUCAAUUAAUGGUUAUAUUCAUAUGGUACCAAUAAUUCUGCAGGGCACUUAAGUUGAGUGCAAUAAAUAGUAUUAAUUGCAGCCUUUUUAUAAAGGGCGCACAGUAUUGUUUUGGUAGAAAUAGCAUUGUCUUCUUUAAUAUACAGCCAAUUCCGGGUAUUUUUGUGAAUAUUCCUUAUUUUAAUUAUCCUGUUCAACAUUUUGUGAGCUUGGGAAAAAACAUUCUCCUUUGCAAAUGAUAUUCCACUUGAUAAAGGUGAACUCAUAUGCGCACAGUUAACAUUGUUUGACCAGUUAUGGCCUCACCCAGUAUAUUCUUUUAAAUCAGGCAUCAACUUGACAAUCUUUACAGUUGCAAUAAGGUUUGUUCUACAACUAUAAAAAUCUAUAUGUUGUAUAUUUGUAUCUUUCUGUUUUUAUGACUCAUUUACAAAAUGAUUUUAUGAAAAACACUUUUCCGAACUAUCAAAGUACAUACCUUAUUUUUGUGGAUUGUAUCAUCCUUUUUCUUUCAAUCUUGCAACAAAAGGACUAAGACUAUCACACAGCAGCUGCUAUCAUCUGUCUGGUCACUGCCAUUAAAGGGAGUAUAUUCAAAGAACUAGACCCUACCUUGUUUUCAUUCACGAGAGAGCAAAUAUGUUCAGUUCAAGAAAAGUACAAUUAGUUGAUCAAAUACUGAUAACAGAGUUGAGUUCGUUCGGAAUGAGAAUAGACUGGUCAAUAUAAAACACCAGUAGGUUACAAUGUUUUCCAGGUUUUGGCUGAAGCCACUUAAGGGAGUGCUGCAAUUCAUCGUCAUUCAUGGGGUUUUCAUUUUUUGUUCUCAUAGUUACAAUGGGUACAGAGCAUGUUAUCUUGGUAAUGAAUGCUUCAUCAUUUUAAGCUAGAGAAAGAGAAUAACCAGUUUUACUAGUAAGGAAAUAUGAGAUACCAACACUGUAGUGAAGUCAGGAAAAAUAGGACUUCUGAUGGCUUAAAUCAGGAAACAUAAUGUACUGUAACUUGGUUCCUUUGGCACUUAAAAAGAAAAACAUUUUGUUAACCUGACAGAUUUCAAACUCUCCUCCCCAACCCCUUAUCACUCAUCUUCUUUCUUCAAAACACCAUUUGUAACAUGAGAACACUAUAAUGCACACCUGCUCAGACAAAGUUAGCCUAUUGUUUGUGGCAUUGUUUAGUUGUUCAGUAUUUAAUGUCACCUGGUUAACACAUCAACACAUCAGCUUGCUGUGGUAAUCUGUUUAUAUCACAUUGCCUUUACCUGAAAGUGGGCAGAAUGAACUCAGAGCAGGCCAACUGGUGUAGCUGUUGUUAUUAAUAAUGAUGUAUGGGAGUUUGGACUUCUGUACAAAAGUGAAACAGGAAAAAUAAA
Esox lucius (northern pike) is the source of this 3803-nucleotide messenger RNA. It is a transcript of the gene pofut2, whose product is annotated as protein O-fucosyltransferase 2. The record is from RefSeq and is a predicted model, not a curated record. Gene Ontology annotation, biological process: protein O-linked glycosylation via fucose. Gene Ontology annotation, molecular function: peptide-O-fucosyltransferase activity. The transcript is spliced from 9 exons. Lineage: Eukaryota; Metazoa; Chordata; Actinopteri; Esociformes; Esocidae. The coding region runs from base 10 to 1470 and encodes 486 amino acids.